AUGCUUCACCGUUCCAGCGACUCACCCAACCGAAUCCCUGUGCUUUUUUUUUCACAAACGACCAUGCCUUUGCUCAAGAAAAAAAGAAGGUCGAGCGCACCGCUAGACCAGGCGGUCAUUGACGAAAAACCACCCAUUCUUCAUUCACCGGCGCCGUCGUCAGUCACCUUCGCAGCCGACACCCAUCCGACAACGCCGAAGAAAGGCAGCAGGACCUCGAGCACAGGCUCACCGCUGAGAUCGCGGCUGACAUCGCUGUCAUCCUCGCCAUCGACUAUCUUAAAGAAAGUGAAGCGGGGAAUCCAAAAAGUGGACGACGCACUGCACAACGUGGCAAGAUCCUCUAAGUCCUCGUCAUCGACUUCGAAAUCGUCGUCGUCUUCGGUGUUACCAACAGGCGGGGGUAGAACUCGGGCGCAUUCCGUUGCGACGCCUUUUGCCGGCAAUCGCCGGCGCUGGUCCUCCAAAUCUAGAAGGGUCUCUGACGGCGUCCUUUCGACUUUCCCAUCUCUCACAUUCCCCUCUGUCGCUGUCGUCCACUUGCCCUCAACUUCCUCUUCACCGCGCUCGUCGACAACAAGCAGAAAACGCACGUCGUCGACGCCAAAGGACGAAGAUCACUAUUACGACAAGCGAUAUCUGGCCAUCGAGCAGCGCUCUCGCCAUCGCACUACGUCCUGUCCCAGCGUAGUACUUCGCCAACCGACAAGGAAACUGUCGAGCCUUCGCACCAUGAGCUCGUCUCUUGGAUCCGAAGAGCAAGAUGCUCAGGGGCCGGUCCCCCCUGCAGUCUACGUGGAACCAGAAGUUCCAGAUCCUUUCCUCAUCGACGAUGAGGGCGAUGCCUUGUCCGAUGAGGGGCGGGAACAGACGGUUUCACCAGCUGCUGCAUCUUCAGUGCCUCUGUCGAUAUCGCCUUCCCCGUCACCGGCGCCCUUAUCGUCCAAGCCCCUUCCCUCUCCUUUCCUUUCACCUAACGUAAACAAGGACGUUCCGCCGCCUCCGGUGUCCGACCUUGACGAUGAUUCCGAUGAUGAAGCCCCGGAGCUCAGUCUCCCCGGUCUGGUUGUCCCCACCGUUUUCCUACCGAUACCAAACACCGACCCUCUAACUACACUACUCAACAAAUAUAUUUAUCCUCCUGAAAAACGUCCAUCGAGAGAUAUCACGGGCGAUUGGCAUCACAGCGAUUUCCAUACACUGGUCAUGACGAACAGUUGGAGGGCUCUGGCUCGAAUGGCUCGAGACAGAAUCAUCGAGGCCGACCCAGGUGAUGUUAACCUCAUACUCGGUCUUUGGCACCUUCGGCUCUCCUGCUUAGCCCGACUUCGCUUCUUCAACCAAACUGCUGCAGAAUGCACCAAUCUCUUUGCUCAGCUCAAUGCCGUCGAACCCCUUGAAGCGCGCGAGUACCUGUUUGAAAAUGUCCUUCCGUUCGAAUUGGAGGUCAUGCACACCAGGCUCAAGUACUGGUCUGGGGAUCAUAUGGGCUAUCUUGACGCUCUGUCUGCGUUGUUGAACAAGUGCAAGAUGAAGUCGAGACUUGCGCUGGGCGAUGAGACCACCUCGUCGAUGUGGAAAGAGCGAGGAGCAAGGAUUGUUCUCAUCAUGGCCUCCCAACUGGUCGAGAUGAAGGAAUACGCAGCUUCAGCCCGCCUUCUCGAACCUCUAUGCAAUCAGAAAGACGUUUCCAACCCCCCGCUCAGAUCUGCCGUUGCAAGAAUUUACCUGCAAUCCGGAAACCUCGAAAUGGCUGCUAAACAUUUUGAGAUUGUGGCUCAAGAUCCAAGCGCUGACGAGCGCCAAAAGAAGAUGGAUGCGGCGCUUUUGGCGUCGGCUAGAGGAGAAUGGGAGAGUGCGACCGAGAUGCUGCGCGAGAUCAUUGACAAGGAUAAUGAAGAUUACGCGGCAGUGAACAAUCUAUCUGUUGCACUUCUUAGUCAGGGAAAUCUCAAGGAGGCCAUCGAAAUUUUGGAAUCGGCAUUGAAAGCAUCCCCCUCGAGCGUCGUCGUGGCUGAACCCUUCCUGUUUAAUCUCUCCACGCUCUACGAGCUCAAGUCCAUGGUGGGCUUUGAAAAGAAACGACAGCUAUUGGUUGAAGUCGCGAAAUGGAGUGGGGAUGGUCUGAAGGCGACCUGCUUGAAGUUGCCCGCGAACUGA
Messenger RNA from Coprinopsis cinerea okayama7#130, 2160 nucleotides. RefSeq lists its product as hypothetical. NCBI's taxonomy places the organism in Eukaryota, Fungi, Basidiomycota, Agaricomycetes, Agaricales, Psathyrellaceae. The transcript has 9 exons. Gene Ontology annotation, cellular component: TRAPP complex; Golgi apparatus. Gene Ontology annotation, molecular function: protein binding. The record is from RefSeq and is a predicted model, not a curated record. Bases 1 to 2160 code for a protein of 719 amino acids.